AUGGCCAUGGCGACUCCAGCAGACUCCAGCAUACCGCCAGCCGAAGCCCCAAUACGCCUUCCCUCGAAUCCCACUCCCCUCUCCGCACCACAGGAACAGCAAGUCCGAGAUCUAUAUUACAAAAACGUGCGCGCAAAAUGCGCUGCUGAGAUAGCAGCCUUCGCCACCUGCGCUACCGGGCGCACCUUCACCAUGAUCUACGCAUGUCGUCCUCAAAAACUCGCCAUGAACACGUGCAUGUUGCAAUACCAGGGGCAGGACGAACUUGAUAAAGCUCGCGCAGAGUGGUUCGCGCUCGCCGGAGAGCGGCGCCGAGAGAAAGAAGAAAGGGCGAGAUUGGUGGAGGAGAGCAAGAAGAGGCAUAAGGAUUGGUGGGGCUUGGACGAGAAGGGGAGGUUGCAGGGAAAAAGGUUGGAGGAGAAGCUGGAGCGGGACAAGGAGGAGGGGCGAUGA
This is a messenger RNA of Didymosphaeria variabile, 453 nucleotides long. RefSeq lists its product as uncharacterized. The transcript is spliced from 2 exons. Lineage: Eukaryota; Fungi; Ascomycota; Dothideomycetes; Pleosporales; Didymosphaeriaceae. The record is from RefSeq and is a predicted model, not a curated record. Bases 1 to 453 code for a protein of 150 amino acids. Gene Ontology annotation, cellular component: mitochondrion.